GGGGGGCGGGCCCGCGGCCGGGGGGGGCCGAGCCGCGCUGCGCGGAGCCGGGCGGAGCCCAGCGGAGCCCCCGGCCGCGUCCCGCCCCGCCGCCCCGUCGGGAGCCUCGGCGCGGAGCCGGCCGCCGCGGGCGUCCUCGUGCCAGGGCAGCGCUGGACGGGGCGAGGAGGCACCUGAGGAGCCGCUGGCCCGCGCAGGAGUUUCUCCCCGGCCGGGCGGACACGUGCGUGGGCAAGGCAGGACCGGCGCGGGCACUGGAGCCCGCGGGCAGGACGCACCAUGGAGCCCAGCCUGGAGGGUGCCUGAAGCCGCUGCAGGGACCAGGAUGGGCUUGGGGGACAUGGAGUCCCCCAACGGGAGCACGGCUGGCCGGCCGGACACCUGCUUCGGGGUGUUCAAUGCCAGCCUCAACGAGACGCAGAGGAAAGCCAUCGCCUCGCCGUGGUUCUCCACCGCCUUUGGUCUCAUUGGCCUCUGCUCCAACCUCUUCGCCCUCUGCGUCCUCCUCAGCUCCUCCCGCAAGCUGUCCAGCCGGGCCCGUUCCUCCUUCCUCGUCUUCCUCUGCGGGCUGGUGGUCACGGACUUCAUGGGGCUGCUGGUGACGGCCUCAGUCAUCAUCCCCUACCACUUCAUCAAGUUCGACUGGGCCGAGGUGGACCCCGGCUGCCACCUCUGCAACUUCCUUGGCUUCGCCAUGAUCUUCUUCGGGCAGUGCCCGCUGCUGCUGGGGGCCACCAUGGCCGGCGAGAGGUUCUUCGGCAUCAACCACCCCUUCUCCCGCUCCACCAGCAUCUCCAAGCGCCGCGCGUGGUCCAUCGUGGGGCUGGUGUGGGGUUUCUCCUGUGUCCUGGGGCUCCUGCCGGUGCUGGGGCUGGGGAGGUACACGCUGCAGUACCCCGGCUCCUGGUGCUUCCUCACCCUCCUGCCCGACACCGGCGACGUCAUCUUCUGCCUGCUCUUCGCCUUGCUGGGCAUCUUCUCCGUGCUGCUCUCCUUCAUCUUCAACACGGUCAGCGUGGUGACGCUGUGCCGCGUCUACCACGACCGGGAGUCGGUGCAGCGGCGCCGGGACAGCGAGGUGGAGAUGAUGGUGCAGCUCGUGGGCAUCAUGAUCAUCGCCACCAUCUGCUGGAUGCCCCUCCUGAUCUUCAUCAUCCAGACGGUCCUGCAGCAGCUGCCGGCCCCCGAGCGGGCCCAGACGCUGCCCAGGGAGACGCAGAAGAUGCUGCUCAUCUACAUCCGCAUGGUCACCUGGAACCAGAUCCUCGACCCCUGGGUCUACAUCCUCUUCCGGCGGGCCGUGCUGCAGCGCGUCUACCCCAGCCUCCGCGCCCGGCCCUCCAUCGUCUCCCUCUACCCCGUCCUCAACCCCUCGCUGCGCCGCAAGCUCACCCAGGAGUCGGUGCUGCAGUAGGGGGGGGACGCGAGCCCCCGCUGGGACCCCCCCGGGGCCAAGACAUGACCCCCUUCCCGGGCACAGCCUGUGACCCCCCACCCCCCAGGCUCUACCACAGGGCCGAGAGGUGGUUAGUUAAUUAAUUAAUGAAGUGUGCAUCCAAGGGCUCUGCCCUUUGCCCCCCCUGCCCCCCCCGGGGCCGGCGGGGAGCCGGGCGGCACGGCGGGACAGGGGACGCGGGGACCCCGCCAGCAGCGGUGGGGUUGGCGGGGGGCACUGGGCUGCUCCCCGCCGUGGUUUGGUGCCCCCCCCCCAAUAAAAUCCAGCUUGUGCUGCUGUCCGUG
This is a messenger RNA of Dromaius novaehollandiae (emu), 1740 nucleotides long. It is a transcript of the gene TBXA2R, whose product is annotated as thromboxane A2 receptor. The record is from RefSeq and is a predicted model, not a curated record. Gene Ontology annotation, biological process: positive regulation of cytosolic calcium ion concentration; inflammatory response; positive regulation of blood pressure. The transcript has 4 exons. The coding region runs from base 326 to 1414 and encodes 362 amino acids. Gene Ontology annotation, molecular function: thromboxane receptor activity. Gene Ontology annotation, cellular component: plasma membrane. Lineage: Eukaryota; Metazoa; Chordata; Aves; Casuariiformes; Dromaiidae.